AUGCUGGUUAUCCCUUCCAUAGCGACGGUGCUCGCUUGCGUCUUCGCCGUAAAGGCCACAAUCCUGGAGAAUGGUCGGCCCAGAGUGACAGACUUCAUCGACACCAAGGUGGACCUGGCUGCUGGCGACUAUAAGACUUAUGAUGCCGAUGCCGAGGAGAUAUCAUACAAGGGUCGAUGGGACUCCAAAAAGAUAUCCUGGUGGGCGGCUCCGGGUAUCAAAUUCGGCUUCACCGGCCAGACCGUCGCGGUGACGUUUGGUGAUCAAACCAUCAGCAGCACUUUGGUGGCCUACAGAAUCGCCGGUCUGGACUGGAUGCACACCAACGUCACAGCCGGAGCGACUCACCUCUUUGUGAGCCCCGAAACCCCGGGCAUCGAGCUUACCGGCCCCGUCAGCCCCGUGACUUUCGAGAUGAGGGUGACAAACUGGGCUUACGGGGUCCAGAUCGAACAGGUCCAUGUUGCCUCUGGGGAACAGCUCAUCAAGAUUCCCGAUUACCCGCGGCGGGUCGAGUUCAUUGGCGAUAGUCUGUCGGCAGGAAUGUACGCCACGUACGAGGCGAUGGCGGGUUUCGCUUACGGUGUCGGCGCUGGCCUGGGAAACACGGAAUACUCGAUCACGGCCUACCCAGGCAUUUGCGUUGCCGACCAAAACUGUUGGGGCAACCCUAGGGGACAGUCUCACCAGUGGUUCUAUACGUCGGACACUGGGGGACGGGCGGCCGAAGUAUGGGGAGGUAUGUGUUAUGCGAAAGCACCGGAGCAACAGUUGGACCUUGCCUCUUCCAACCAAAGCCAACACUCUUAUCCAACGCUGCAGAUGCUUUCUGGGACCGGGCAGCUGACAGCGGCCUGCGCAGAUGACCCCGAACCUUGGGACUUUUCCAGAAACCCCGCCGCCGACCUGGCCGUUAUCAAUCUCGGCACAAACGAUGCCAACGCCGCAAACAGCGUCAGCAAAGCUACUUACGUGGAACACUACAAGCGGCUGAUUCAAGGCAUUCAUGGCAAGUGGCCUAAUGCUCAGGUCAUAGUCAUGCAAAUGUGGCAAGGUUUCUUCCAGAACGGCAACACGUACGACCAAAACACGGAUCUUAGGGACGAAGUCUACAGUGUUUACGAGUACUUCAACUCGGAAGAAUAUCUCAGCAGUCCAACGAUAUGGGACGCCGUUACCAAUACGACCAGGAAGGCGUGCAAGCCGGCAAAGCCGUUCGUCCACUUCUUCAACACUACCGGCAUCCUGCAACACAACGACAUCGGAGGACAGUGGCAUCCCACCGACGUCGGGCAGAUCAAGGUUGCGAGCCACCUGAUACAGUACAUAACUCUGAAGCUUGGCUGGCCCUUGUACGCCACCGGACCCGAGGUCUACCAUGAGACGCUAUACUGGAACGACCAGUCCAGCUAUUGA
This is a messenger RNA of Colletotrichum destructivum, 1416 nucleotides long. Its product is annotated as Putative SGNH hydrolase superfamily, CtCE2-like domain-containing protein. NCBI's taxonomy places the organism in Eukaryota, Fungi, Ascomycota, Sordariomycetes, Glomerellales, Glomerellaceae. The record is from RefSeq and is a predicted model, not a curated record. Gene Ontology annotation, molecular function: carboxylic ester hydrolase activity. The coding region runs from base 1 to 1416 and encodes 471 amino acids. The transcript is spliced from 4 exons.